AUGAAUCGGAGAAUUCGUAUCAGAAAAGCUCUAAAGCUACUUAUUUCAGUUUGCUGUKUAUGUCUUCUUGGUCAAGUUUUUUUGAUGGACAAAUGGAUUGCACUUCACGCGAAAGAGUGUGAAAAUCCAGCAGCAGCAACAAUAACCACAAAARCACCACCCAMAGCAACAACAACACCAAAGUCAACGAAGAGUCAGACCAAGCUCAAGGAAAGAGUUCUUGUCAUAGGAGUACCAACAGUAGGUCGCAUCAACGCUUUCUACACCAUAAACACUCUGAAAGAACUCGUCAAUGGUCUGGACGAGGAAGAUAAAAACCAUGUGCUAAUUAUCGUCUUCACAGCCGACUUAAACAAACAUGUAAACACCUACGUGAAACAACAGAUACAGACAACAUUCCCACGAGAGAUGGAUCAUCUCAUUCGAUGCAUUCAAGCUCCACGUUCGUAUUAUAAGAAACUCCACUUCCCUUCGCUGUGGGGACAUGAUAAAGACAUGUCUUACUGGCUAGGGAAGCAGAAUUUAGAUAUUGCUUUUUUACUGAAGCAUUGCAAGACAUUAGGCAAUUAUCAUUACUACCUUCAUCUUGCAGACGAUGUAUCMACACAGCCGGGUUAUUUUAAAACCAUUAUGACUUUUAUUAAUAAAACUGGKAACUGGUCUGGACUGGAGUUCGGUAGCCAAGGAUCCUUUGGACUGCUGUAUAGAGCGAGUCAUCUACAUAACCUKUACAAGUUCAUGUCAAUAUUCUACCAGUUGUAUCCAGCUGAUAUUCUUUUCAAACAGUUCAAUGAAUUCCACCUSUAUGGUAACGCACCGUGGAUGAARCRCRACCCCCCCGUAUUUCGACAYGUGGGUGUCGUCUCUUCUUUUCAAGGUCGAAGAUCUGRCCAAGUGAGUCAUCGCGUUCCUGGCCAUCAACCUUUCAGUUUCCCUCCUGUUAAAGUCAUCAAUAAUACACAAACGAAACCCAACAAUACAGGUUAUUUUUUAGUGAUUGGUGUCCCAACAGUGAUGAGAAGGAAAGAAAAUUACCUCAUUCGUACAUUGCGUGGUUUAGUAGACGGGCUCCGAGAGUCGGAAAAGCAGCAAGUUUUAAUUCUUUUAUUCUUAUCUGAUCUCGAAAAAGAAGCAAUACAAAAGACAACACGUMAAGUAAAUGCUGGGUUUUCUAAAGAACUCAAAACAGGUUUAAUAAAAAUCAUCAAAGCACCUCUCUCGUACUACCCAAGGCUUGUAGGUCUMCCGYUGCUGUGGGGYGACAAGCCCAAAAGGGUAAAAUGGCGUUCCAAGCAGGUCUUAGACUAUGCUUUCUUAUUCAAUCACGUUUAUAGCAAUCAGUCCGCUARAUAUUACUUGCACAUAGAAGACGAUAUAAUUGUCAAUAAAGGAUAUUUCAAAGAGAUCAGGAAAUUCAUUCAUGCRAACAAAGAACGUAAUUGGUCUGUGCUGGAAUUCGCAAAGACUUAUGGAUUCAUUGGCUGGCUUUACAAGUCGAGUGAUCUGAAAAAGUUAGCACAGUUUCUUAGGACAUAUUACUGGGCAUGGCCCGUGGAUAUCUUGUCUCGUCAUUUUAACGAGUUCCACUUGUAUGGAAAUCCACUUUGGGCGCUUCAUUAUCCCAGGUUGUUCAAUCAUGGCGGGCGGGAGUCUUCUCUUGAUGGUGUGAAAAGAAAGGCAAGAAAAUUCCCCAAAACGAACAUACGUAAACGUCAAGUUAACAACAAUUCGAAAUUCAAUCCAGAAGCCUUAGUAACUACGUCUAUUAAGCCUGCAAUGACGAAAUAUUAUGAUAUUUCAMGGACAUAYGGAGGGAAAAAACUACAAGAUGCAUUCUGGGGAAAAGAUCUUAGUAAAGGAGACUAUAUCAUGGUAGCCUUCGCUAAAAAGGUGAACAUCACUAAAAUCUCUGUCAUUUCGGGAGGAAWACUCGGAGAUAUGGACUUCUUCGGUGGUGCAAAUAUCUUAUAUGCUGAGGACCAAGACUGCGAUGACUUUGAGCMUUGGAAAUCCUUCAAAGAGCAAAGAAACUUAACUGUUGUUAGCGAAAAUCCUCAUGGAAUKCCGUGCUGGUGUGUCAACAUAGAAGUGACYGCUGUCCGUAARGACGACAAAAASCRAACGCGAUGGCUAUUUAUACAAAARAUAGACGUGUGGACCCUUUGGUAGUUGAAGAAGAAAUGUGAAAAAGGAAAGAGAGGGAAAGACUAGAGAAUGGAAGAAAGUAGGAUGAAAAAAAUCGACAAGGGAAAAGGAAAAGUGAAGAGUGAGAUAAAAGCGAUAUAGAAGGAAAGAGAGAAUGAUAAGAGGAGAAGGGAAAUAAGAAGAAGGGAAGAUAGGGAAAUGGGAAAAAGGAAAAUAGGGAAAUAGGAAGAAGGGAGAUAGGGAAGAAUCAAAAUGGAGAAGAAUAGAGUGACGUCGCGGAAAGACUUAGACAGGAGAAAAAGUGGAAAAGUGGAAAUGUUCGUGAGACAAGAGGAGAACAGAAAAAAAGUAAAAUAUUAAGAGCCCAGCACCGCUUUCCGUUUGUAGUGCUAUUAACAACAGCAAUUACACUUCACCUUUUCUCACAGGUCGUCACAUUUUCGUAGUUUGAUGACAUUGUUUCUGACCAUAAGAYACUGCUUCAGUCUUUAAUUAACAUCUUGUGUUUAUUUACUGCUUGACAUAUCAGGUGUAUUUCUCAUAGGCCCUCAAUUCCUAUCAAAGCUAAGUAAACGAUCUUUUAUCAUAUAAAUACACUCUUAUUCCUGUCACUUUAUUUUCCCUGUAUUUUAUCURUUUUUUAUUUAAGUUUCCGCUGAACUUCGCAAAGAUUUGCUCAGCAUCUUGUAUACAUCCGUUGAAAUUAGUGAAUAAGAAUCCUUCAUAAGCGACUAUACAACAGCGUUAAUUAUUUUAUCAUCAGGAAUUCUUCGAGCAUUCUCAACUUUACAAAACACUUAAAUCUAUUCUCUGCAUCUAGAAAUGAACCAUGAUGCAUUGGUUUUAAAUUGAUAACAUUACUAUUAUUUUGUAUUAUAAAGACGGAGUAUUUUUGUUGAUCACAAUGCGCUCGUUUAUCAUAAAAAUCUUUGUUAUGCUGUGUGCUUACAUCGUAGAAGAACUCAGAACAUGCCAGGAGGGAAGGGACUGGUACUUACUUCGAGUCGGCAAAUGCGCGCUUCRAAACUUGUCAAACAGAACAAAGAAAACCGAAAGCUUAUCUUUAAUAUAUAUAUUAUUCUUUUAAUUCUUUUAAUGUUUCAUUAGAAUCAAAUAAGUCGUCUUAUAACUGUUGUAAACAAGCCUUAACAGGCAUCUUUGAGACAAAAUAAAGAAACGGA
Exaiptasia diaphana is the source of this 3326-nucleotide messenger RNA. Its product is annotated as alpha-1,3-mannosyl-glycoprotein 4-beta-N-acetylglucosaminyltransferase C-like. Gene Ontology annotation, biological process: protein N-linked glycosylation. NCBI's taxonomy places the organism in Eukaryota, Metazoa, Cnidaria, Anthozoa, Actiniaria, Aiptasiidae. The record is from RefSeq and is a predicted model, not a curated record. Gene Ontology annotation, molecular function: acetylglucosaminyltransferase activity. The transcript has 3 exons. Bases 1 to 2169 code for a protein of 722 amino acids.